AUGUGCUCCCUGCAUGGCCUCUGGGGCCACAUCUCCUCGGGCCCCUGGCGGCCACUCGGGGCGCUCCGAGCCCAGGGCGCGCGCGCGGCGCCGCUGCGGGACAGCACCCCGAGGCCAGGAGACGCCUCGGGGAGCCGACAGACUCGAGCAGCCCGAGGAAGGACAGCCUCGUGCGUGGAGCCGCCGAGUACGCCGCCCUGGACGCCCGCCAAGGAAGGCCUCCAGGGCCAGCUGCGCCUCCGCCAGCCCCUGCGCCCGCAGUGCGCCCCCGCAGCCGCGCGCGGCGUCGAGCUCGGCCAGGGCGGCCAGCGCGCGCCGGAGGCAUCGACGGGGACCUAA
This is a messenger RNA of Prorocentrum cordatum, 339 nucleotides long. The record is from the annotation of a GenBank genome assembly. Lineage: Eukaryota; Dinophyceae; Prorocentrales; Prorocentraceae.